UAAAACCACCUAGAAUCCAAUGCAUGACAGUUUCAGACUUACACCGCGUUGAACUGUUGUAUGUAGCAAGUGAGCUAAUAUGGCAUCAGAGUUCGGAUUUCACGUUGUUGACUAUGUUAUUUUUGCUGGGAUGAUCUCCUUUUCAAUCGGGAUAGGUGUGUACUCCGCCUGUUCCGGUGGGGGACAGAAGACUACCUUGGAGUAUCUGGUCGGGAAUCGUCGUCUGAAGAUGUUACCGGUCGCCGUUUCCCUUGUUGUUUCCUUUGAGUCGUCCAUACUGGUGCUUGGUUACCCUGCUGAAAUUUAUAUCUACGGCGAUCAACUUCUAUGGACAAGCGUUGGGUUCUUUCUGGCCAUGUUGACUGCCGUUAGAAUAGUAGUACCUAUGUUUCACCCACUCAAACUUACAAGCGUGUAUGAGUAUUUUGAGCUUCGAUACAAAAGCAAAGCACCCCGUUACUUGGGCACGAUCAUUGGGAUUUUGUAUUACCUAUUUUACAUGGGUAUUGUUCUUUAUGGACCGGCAAUAGCAUUGGAAGCAGUGACAGACCUGCCAUUCUGGGCUUCUGUAUUCUCCGUAGCAGGAGCAGCGAUAAUUUACACCUCUAUAGGCGGAAUCAAGGCGGUCGUAUGGACGGAUGUAUUACAAUGUAUCAUUAUGACCCUAGGGAUGAGUGUUGUUGUCAUAAAGGGUACGAUGGAUGUAGGAAACAUAGGAAAGGUGUUCCAAAUUAACUACGAAAAUCUUAGACUCAAUUAUUUCAAAUUUGACCCAGACCCGACAGUUCGACAGACUGUCUGGUCACUAUGUUUAGGGUUUUAUUUUGCGGGCUUCGGCAUGGCAUUCAACCAGGCAACGGUUCAAAGGAUAAGUUCCGUUAAGUCUUUACAAGAAGGCAAACGAAUUAUGUAUUUUGCUGCUCCAGCCUUCUUCAUUAUCGCCCUUAUAGUCAAUAUUGAAGGUCUAGUGAUGUUUGCCUACUUUAAUGCCGUCGGCUGCGAUCCCAUUGAAUCAGGUCAGAUAAAGAAUGCUAAUCAGUUGCUACCCCACAUGGUGGUGAGGAUAUUUCAUGGUCUUCCUGGACUCUCCGGGCUGUUCCUCGCCUCUUUGUUCAGCGCCUCGUUAAGCACAAUUUCAUCUGGAUUAAGUUGUUUAAGUGCUCAGACAGUACAAGACUUCAUUAAACCCCGAUAUAAGAACAUGUCCGAUGGAAAAGCCACGGCGAUUGCCAAAGUAUCAGUCUUUUUCUACGGAGGGAUGUCUGUCGCUGUCACAGCGUUGAUAGCCAAUGUUUCGGGAUCUAUGAGUCAGAUAGCGGCUUCAAUACUUACCUGUUUCGGAGGUCCUCUGUCCGGCAUGUUCCUCUUUUCCAUGUUUUGUCCAUGGGCAACUAAAAAGGGUGUCGUCAUCGGCGGGGUAAUAUCGAUGAUAUUUGUUUUCUGGAUAUCCCUUGGACAGAACUUCUUCACGUCUAAACCAAGUGAGCCUUGGCUGCCACCAAACCCAACAGAUCAAUGCUUCCUGGAUUCGACAUUCUACACUAACACAACUUUGAUGACUAAUUCAACUGUUUACUACAACUCAUCAGAUUGGCAUCCGUCGCAUCCUAGCAACACAUCUUCACGAAUAACGACAUACCAACAAGAAAUGGAAAUCUUCAAUACCAUCAAAGCCCAAGGUAUUGACAAGUUAUUUUCCCUCUCGUUUCGUUGGUUUGGGGCCGUGGGACUACUAUUGACGAUUGUGAUAGGAUCUAUCGUAAGCCUGAUGACAGGUUAUCCAGCACCAGAUGAAGUAGAUGUGAGAUACAUUUUACCUAUUGGGGACCAGUUGUUUCCCUUCCUUCCAAAAAAGGCCCGUCGGUGGUUAGAGUUUGGGGUCGACUUUGACAAGCGAAGAAGAUGGUUAGAACAGCAGUCCGAGGAGACGAUCAUCCCUACUGAUCUUUAUGGAGAAAUUGGUGUGGAACUUGACGAGGUCAAAGACACCCUGCUGAUCAGCUAUGCUAGUGAUUUAGUUAACUAGACUACUUAAUGUAAUGGAUAGAAUAAAUAUCGAACAUAAAUAAGUUUUGUGGCACAAGUGUUUUUGAAUAUUUCAGACUUUUACAUAUCAAAUUACAUUUCAUCGUUUUGUGGGAACAUUAACAGUUCGAACAAACAACACAUUGUGUCACUGUUAAUUCAGAUAAACCCGAUAUAGGUAAUAGAAAUAGAAUACACGUCAUAAUUUGUGAUGAAUUUGGUUCUAAACUAAGGUAAUAACACUAUUAAUUGGUGUGACUGUCUUUUAAUAC
Messenger RNA from Mizuhopecten yessoensis (Yesso scallop), 2297 nucleotides. Its product is annotated as sodium-dependent multivitamin transporter-like. Gene Ontology annotation, biological process: sodium ion transport; transmembrane transport. Gene Ontology annotation, molecular function: symporter activity. Bases 80 to 2026 code for a protein of 648 amino acids. The record is from RefSeq and is a predicted model, not a curated record. Lineage: Eukaryota; Metazoa; Mollusca; Bivalvia; Pectinida; Pectinidae. The transcript is spliced from 18 exons. Gene Ontology annotation, cellular component: membrane.